Molecule: messenger RNA, 3222 nt
Organism: Osmerus eperlanus (European smelt)
Lineage: Eukaryota; Metazoa; Chordata; Actinopteri; Osmeriformes; Osmeridae
Gene: ift80
Product: intraflagellar transport 80 homolog (Chlamydomonas)
Exons: 20
Coding region: 353-2650 (765 amino acids)
Biological process (GO): cilium assembly
Cellular component (GO): intraciliary transport particle B; centrosome; cilium
Molecular function (GO): protein binding
Source: RefSeq, a predicted model, not a curated record
GAAGUGCAACGUGAACUGAACUGAACUGUACUGUACUGCUCUAGCUAGCCUGAUGCAGAUAAUGGCAACGUUUGUAUUGAUCUUAAAUAGUUUGUAGCUUGCUACCUUAUCAGCGCGACAACAUUAUUAGUAUUUCGAAUAAUAUUGGAACUGUACCUUUUAUGCAGUAGUGGCCAAGUAAGUUAUCUAAAUGUGAGGGUAAUUAUCACGUUAGCUAAGCUUGUUAGCUAGCGAGCGUUAGUCAAGGCACCUAGCAACGGAACGACGUUUACUUGACGACCAUUCGUUUGCAGAUUCGCAGUGUGUACAGAAGCUGGUUGCUGGAGUGGAGACUUGUUUUUCAGCCACCACGAUGAGAUUAAAAACAUCGUUACAGAAGGAGCCAAAACAUAAGGAGCUUGUGAGCAGCGUGGGCUGGACUAGCGCGGACGAGCUGUAUUCCUGUAGCGAGGACCACCAGAUCCUGAAGUGGAACGUGCUCACCGGGGACACCACCCUGGUGGUGAAGCUGCAGGAGGACAUCUUCCCCGUUGAUCUGCACUGGAUCCCGAAGACUGUAGGUGGCAAGAAGCAGGCCCUGGCAGAGAACUUCGUGCUGACCAGCACUGAUGGGAAGUUCCACCUGUUCUCCAGGACAGGUCGUGUGGAGAAGAGUGUUGAGGCCCACAAGGGAGCCGUGCUGGCGGGGAGGUGGAGCUACGACGGCACCGCUCUCAUCACAGCUGGAGAGGAUGGUCAGAUCAAGAUCUGGUCCAAGACUGGCAUGCUCAGGUCUACCCUGGCCCUGCAAGGGUCUCCGGUGUACUCUGUGUCCUGGGGUCCUGACUCUGACAGGAUUCUCUACACGUCCGGCAGACAGCUGGUCAUCAAGCCCCUGCAGCCCAGCGCCAAGGUCCAACAGUGGAAGGCUCAUGAUGGGGUCAUUCUGAAGGUGGACUGGAACUCAGUCAACGACUUGAUCCUAUCAGGAGGAGAGGACUGUAAAUACAAGGUGAGGUGUAGCUGUGUAGAUACCAGACUGGGUCUGUCUCUUAUAGAAGCCUCGACUGUUGUCCUGGUAGCAGGCUUCUUACCCCUGCCCCCUCCCCCUCAGUGGUCGUACGCCCUGGAGAAGCCCAGCUCAGGAAGCGUGUUCAGCGUGGCGUGGGCGGCCGACGGCUCUCAGCUGGCCGGGGCUUGUGGGAACGGCCAGGUGCUUCUCGCUCACGUGGUGGAGCAGCGCUGGGAGUGGACGAGCUUCCAGAUCACCCUCACCAAGAGGAGGAGCAUGCAGGUGAGGAACGUGCUGAAUGAUGCAGUAGACAUGCUGGAGUUCAGAGACCGGGUCAUCAAGGCCUCUCUUGCUCACGGCCAUCUGGUGGUCGCCACCUCUCUACAGUGCUACGUUUACAAUGUGAAGAACUGGAAUACUCCCCUGAUCUUUGACCUGAAGGAGGGAACCGUCAGCCUCAUCCUGCAGGCAGAGAAACAAUUCCUCCUGGUGGAUGGUGCUGGUGUUUAUGUCUUUUCCUACGAGGGUCGUCUUGUCUCCUCCCCCAAGUUCCCUGGGAUGAGGACCGACACGCUGAGCCAGCAGUCCAUCUCCCUGAGCAACGACACCAUCGCCAUCCGGGACAAGAGCGACCAGAAGGCCAUCUUCCUCUUUGACGCCCUGACUGGGAAAGCCCUCGGAGACGGGAAACCACUGAUGCACAAGAUGGAAGUGGUGGAGAUAUCUCUGGACCAGUGUGGUUCUUCUGGAGAGAGGAAGAUUGCCCUUAUAGACAAGAACCGUGACCUUUACCUGGCCCCUGUACGCCCCCUGGCACGGGGGCGGGGCCCCACACAGAUAGGGACCAUGGUGGUCACCAUGGCCUGGAACGACACAGCCAACAUCCUGUGUGGCUUCCAGGACAGCCAGCUGUGCGUGUGGCUGGACCCAGGCUGUGUGUUCACUGACAAGGACCUGCUGCCCCACACCCUGGUCAGCAAGGAUGCCAGUGAGUUCAGCCGCUCCCCCCACAUCCUGAGCUACGUGGGCUCCAAGGUGACGGUUCGCCGUAGCGACGGCUCGCUGGUGUGCAGCAGUGUGACUCCCUACGCCAGCCUGCUGCACCAGUACAGCGCCACCUCCCGCUGGGAGGACGCACUGCGCCUCUGCCGCUUCGCUAAGGACCAGUCACUGUGGGCGUGUCUUGCUGGCAUGGCAAUGGCCAAUCGGGAGCUGAGCACAGCUGAGGUGGCCUAUGCAGCCAUUGGAGAGGUAGACAAGGUCCAGUAUAUUACCUCCAUGAAGGAGCUUCCGUCCAGGGAGUCGUUGCUGGCUCACUUGCAGCUGUUCAGUGGCCACGUGCAGGAAGCAGAGGGCAUGCUGCUGCAGGCUGGCCUCACAUACCAGGCCAUCCAGCUGCACAUCUGCCUCUACCACUGGGACCGGGCUCUGGAGCUAGCUGUGAAGUAUAAGACCCAUGUGGACACAGUUCUGGCCUACAGACUGAAGUUCCUGCAGGACUUCAGCAAGCAGGAGACCAACAAGCGUUUCCUGCAGUACGCAGAAGGGGUGGAGGUGGACUGGGAGAAGGUGCAGGCCAAGGUGGAGAUGGAGCUGGCCAAGGAGAGAGAGCGAGCAGUCAGCACCUCCAUCAAGAACAGCCUGGGACCUCCACACUGACACACACACACACACACACUGACACACACACACACUGAUACACACACACACACACUGACACACACACACACACACACACUGACACACACACACACACUGACACACACACACACACACUGACACACACACACACACUGACACACACACACAAACUGACACACACACACACACACACACACACACACACACACACACACACACACUGACACACACACACACACACACACACACACUGAUACACACACACACACUGACACACACACACACACACUGACACACACACACACACACACUGACACACACACACUGAUACACGCUACUUAUUGUACAUCUCUAACGUAUAUACAUGUAUACUGUCAUAUGAUAUAAGCUACCAUAUGUACCUUUAGUCUUGAUAACACUAUAUAAGACCAGUUACUGUUAGUGUGUGUAAUGUGAUGUUGUACAUGUUCAACAGAGUGGUAUAGUGUACGGAUUUAAAGUGACCGUUUGGGUGUUUUAUUUUAUUAGUAUAGAUAUUUUUACACUUGUUGCCUUAAAUUGUUCAAAAUAAAAUCAGUGAGGAAAAUGCA